This is a messenger RNA of Lactuca virosa, 1815 nucleotides long. The record is from the annotation of a GenBank genome assembly. NCBI's taxonomy places the organism in Eukaryota, Viridiplantae, Streptophyta, Magnoliopsida, Asterales, Asteraceae.
AUGGCUGCUUUAACUGAUGAAGGAUCACGUCAUCCACAACAUGUAGAGGUUGUCCCAUUCAAGACAUCCGGAGUCUCUCUAAAAGUCGUCUUACUACAUGGAAACCUGGAUAUAUGCGUGAAAGAAGCCAACAAACUCCCAAACUUGGAUGCAUUCAAUAGAAAAUUCACCCCUCUUUCGGGUACAAGUGAUCCAUAUGUAACCAUAUCUGUAGCCAACGCUGUAAUCGGAAGAACUUUUGUGAUGAACAACAGUGAAAACCCUGUUUGGAUGCAACAUUUCUAUGUUCCAGUAGCACACAAUACCACCGAAGUGUUAUUUGUUGUUAAAGACAGUGAUGUCGUGGGUACUCAACUUAUAGGAGCAGUUGGGAUUCCAGCUGAACACUUGGUUGCUAACUCUGUCGUCAAAGGCACUUUCCCGAUUUUGAAUGCAAGUGGUCAGCCAUGCAAACCUGGUGCCAUGUUAACUCUAUCCAUCAAAUACACACCGGUGGACAAAAUGGUCAUUUACCGUGAUGGAGUAGGGUCAGAUCCGGAAUUUAAAGGCGUCCCAGGAACGUAUUUUCCAUUAAGAAGAGGAGGAAAAGUUACUCUUUAUCAAGAUGCUCAUGUCGAUGGAAGCCUCCCAAAUUUGAAACUUGAUCGUGGUUUAAGAUUUAUACAAGAAGAUUGUUGGCGUGAUAUUUGUGAUGCAAUCAGACAAGCACGUCGUUUGAUUUACAUCACAGGGUGGUCGAUCUUUCAUAAAGUUCAACUUGUGAGAUAUGGUGCAAAAGCAAGAGAUAGUAUUUUAGGAGAUCUUUUGAAAAGUAAGUCGGAUGAAGGUGUCAGAGUGUUGCUUCUUGUAUGGGAUGACCCCACUUCAAAAAGCUAUUUUGGAUAUAAAACGGAAGGGGUUAUGCAAACUCAUGAUGAAGAAACUCGUGCGUUUUUCAAGAAUUCAUCUGUUCAAGUUUUACUUUGUCCUCGUUCUAUAGCAAAGGGUAGCUGGGUCAAGAAGGAUGCUGAAACCAUUUAUAGCCAUCAUCAAAAGACGGUUAUAGUGGAUGCUGAUGCUGGUAUCAAAAGAAGGAUCAUGGCAUUUGUUGGAGGUCUUGAUUUAUGUGUGGGGCGUUAUGACACUCCAGAACAUUCUCUUUUUAGUACAUUACACACACUGCAUAAAGACGAUUAUCACAAUCCAAACUAUACAGGGACCACAACAGGGUGUCCAAGAGAACCAUGGCAUGAUUUGCAUUGCAGGAUUGAAGGUCCAGCAGCAUAUGAUGUACUCCAAAACUUUGAGGAGAGAUGGUUGAGAGCUUCAAAGCCACGUGGCCUUUCAAUGACCAAAUUUUUUGAUGUGUUACUAAAAGUUGACAAGAUUCCAGACAUUUUAGGUGUAACUGAUGCUCGUUACACUAGUGAGAAAGAUCCAGAAGGUUGGCAUAUCCAGGUGUUUCGUUCAAUUGAUUCGAACUCUGUUAAAGGUAUAGGUUUCCCAAAAGACCCCAAAGAUGCUAAAAACAAGAAUUUAAUAUGUGGGAAAAAUGUGCUCAUAGACAUGAGUAUACAUACUGCAUAUGUGAAGGCCAUUCGUACUGCUCAACAUUUUAUCUAUAUUGAAAAUCAGUACUUUCUUGGUUCUUCAUAUAACUGGGCUAACAACAAAAGCUUAGGUGCAAACAAUUUGAUACCAAUGGAAAUAGCUCUUAAAAUCGCGAAUAAAAUCCGAGCAAAUGAGAGGUUUGCUGUAUAUAUUGUGAUUCCAAUGUGGCCUGAGGGAAAUCCUACGAAUUCCUCUACUCAACGGAUUCUUUUUUGGCAGGGUUGA